Molecule: messenger RNA, 2205 nt
Organism: Striga hermonthica
Lineage: Eukaryota; Viridiplantae; Streptophyta; Magnoliopsida; Lamiales; Orobanchaceae
Source: the annotation of a GenBank genome assembly
AUGGCCGACGAUACCGUCCCGUCUCCCGCCGAUGAGGGUUUCUCGCCGGAUUCCGGCUUCGAAAUCACUGUUGAAGAAGGUUCCAACAACAGCCAAGAACGGCUGGGCCACGAACGCGUUGAUGGCUUGGGGAUACAAACCGAUGAGCUCGACCAAAUAGAAAACAUCGGAAUAGAAAACGGCAAGGACCAAAUACUCGUGGACCUUGAAAAUGAAAACGAGCAUGCGCCUGAUUCCACAACCAGCAUUAGCGCGAAGUCAAGAGAUGCUGAAUAUAAUAACAAUAGCUAUAAUAUUAACCAGUGUGCACAAGAAAAGUCAUAUCCACCGCCUGUGGAGGGAAUGGAGUUCGAAUCCUAUGACGACGCAUACAAUUACUACAACUGCUAUGCAAAAGAGGUUGGGUUUGGCAUUCGGGUCAAAUCCUCGUGGACAAAGCGUAACAGCAAGGAGAAGCGUGGGGCCGUGCUGUGCUGCAAUUGUGAGGGUUUCAAGACGCCAAAGGAAACGAGCAUGAAGAGGAAGGAGACACGGACUGGGUGCCUGGCCAUGUUAAGGCUGAGGCUGCUUGAGUCCAGCAGAUGGAGAUUGGAUGAGGUUAAGUUACAGCACAACCAUUUGUUUGACCACCAGAGGGCACAGAGCUCAAGGUCGCACAAGAAGAUGGAAAUCGGGACCAAAAGGAAACCUGAGCCAGCUGCCCAUCUCGAAGUCUGCACAAUCAAGCUUUACCGAGCCCCACAUGUUGAUUGCGCGAGUCAUGAUGAGAGAGAACCCGAUGGUCACGUGGAUAAAUCGAAACGGUUGAAAUUUAAAAAUAGAGAUUUAAAGGCUCUUCACGGUUUUUUUCGGCGGGCGCAGCUGGCGGACCCGAACUUUUUCUACAUUAUGGAUUUUAGCGACGAGGGGUAUUUGAGGAAUGUGUUCUGGAUGGAUUCCCGGUCGAGGGCCGCGUACAGAUAUUUUGGGGACGUGGUGUUGGUAGACGCGGAGCGUGUUUCGAGUGAGCACGAUGGCAUAAUUCCUGUUUUGUCCUUCAGUGGAUUGAACCACCAUUGCCAGCCUGUACUGCUCGGUUGCGGUUUGCUCGCGGAUGGAAGUAUCGAGACAUAUGUUUGGCUGAUGAGGACGUGGAUCGCAUGCAUGUCCGGGCGUGCUCCACAGACGAUAAUUACUACGGGCCAGUGCACUGCAUUGUGGGGUGCGAUAUCUGAGGUUUUCCCGAGGGCUGUUCACCGUCUCUGCCCAUCCCUUGUCGUGCAAAUUAUUUAUGAAAAAUUAGGGGUAUUGGGCGCGUCGGAAUUAUUUCAAACAGUCCUGAACAGAAACGUGUACGAAUCCAAUAAAGUCGAAGAAUUUGAAAUGGGGUGGGAGGAAAUGGUUCAGCAUUUUGCUCUGGGAGACCACGAAUGGCUUGAGCGCUUGUACAAAGACCGGGAAAGGUGGGUCCCGGUUUACACGAAAAGGAGCACUUUUUUUGCUGGGGCAUUCAUUUUCCAGCCAGGUGAAUUCACGAACAUGUCAUAUUUCCAUGGGUAUUUACGCGAUGGAAUGACUUGGGAAGAUUUUUUCACUUGUUAUGAAUUACUACAACAGAAGACGAUUGUGAAGGAAGCUCUAGCUGAUUCUGAGUCGAGAGAGUUUACGCCCGUUUUAUUGACGACGUGUAGCUACGAAUUCCCGGUUUCUCAACUGUACACCAAAGAGAUAUUCUUGAAAUUCCAAGAAGAGGUUGUACUCAUGUCCCGUUGCUUUAGCGUGACCCAAAUUCAGGCAAACGGACAUGUCCUCACGUACAUAGUCAAAGAACAGAAUACUGAGGUCCACCCCAAUGAGGCAAAGAAUUUCGAAGUUGUGUAUGAUAAAGUUGGGACGGAAGUUCGUUGCAUCUGUGGGUGCUUUAAUAUGAGAGGGUAUUUGUGCCGGCACGCUUUGUGUGUGCUAAAUUACAACGGGAUUGAAGAGAUACCUAAGCAGUAUGUAUUAUCUCGGUGGAGGAAGGAUACUAAGCGCAUUUACUAUCCUGACCUUGGUUCUAACGGUAUAGACAUUAGUAACCCUGUUCACUGGUACCAACAUUUGUACAGGCGGGCCAUGCAGGUUGUUUCGGAGGGGCUGGUUUCGAGAGAUCAUCGAAUGGUGGCUUGCCAAGCAUUUAAGGAUUCGCUCGAUAAGGUUCGUCUUGCAGGUAGUCAGGAUAGGUGA